This is a messenger RNA of Cucurbita moschata (crookneck pumpkin), 2368 nucleotides long. Its product is annotated as acetyl-coenzyme A synthetase, chloroplastic/glyoxysomal-like. Lineage: Eukaryota; Viridiplantae; Streptophyta; Magnoliopsida; Cucurbitales; Cucurbitaceae. Gene Ontology annotation, molecular function: AMP binding; acetyl-CoA synthetase activity. The transcript is spliced from 19 exons. The record is from RefSeq and is a predicted model, not a curated record. Bases 187 to 2088 code for a protein of 633 amino acids.
GCUCGUUUGGAAAUUGCAUCGUGUGAAUCGAAACGGGAGAAGGAGUUGAAUCAUAAUCAAGAAAAGGCUGAUAUAACCAUCGAUAAUAUCGACGUUGAGGAGUAUCUGGGAGAAGAUGAAAUUGUCUUUCCAUCUCAGGAAUUUUCUCAACAAGCACAUAUUCCUACCACUCAAAAGUAUUUGGAUAUGUACAAAAAAUCCAUUGAAGAACCUUCAGAAUUUUGGUCUGAAAUUGCAUCAUCUGAGUUCUAUUGGACAAAGGAAUGGAAUCAUCACCAACCCUUCUCUCACAAUCUUCAUAUUUCCCAAGGCAAUAUUAAUAUAGAGUGGUUCAAGGGUGGGAUUACAAAUAUUUGCUACAAUUGCAUAGAUAGGAACAUAGAAGGUGGAUUGGGAGACAAAAUUGCAAUGUAUUGGGAAGGAAAUGAGCCUGCUUUUGAUGCUUCUUUAACCUACACCCACCUCCUUCACCAAGUUUCCCAAGUUGCUAAUUUUUUGAAAGACAUUGGAGUAAAAAAGGGAGACACUGUCCUGAUUUACUUGCCAAUGAUUAUGGAACUUCCCAUUGCAAUGCUAGCUUGUGCUCGCAUAGGUGCCGUCCACUCGGUUGUAUUUGCUGGAUUUUCUUGUGAAUCACUUGCUCAAAGAAUAAAUGAUUGCAAACCAAAAGCUUUGGUCACUUGUAAUGCUGCAAAAAGAGGUUCCAAAAUCAUCCAUCUUAAGGACAUUGUCGAUGCUGCCCUCAUCCAAUCAGCUAAAGAUGCCCAUUCUAUUGAUUCGUGUUUGGUUUAUGAAAACAAAUCAGCUUUGGAUAAAGAAAGCACUCCAUGGAAAGAAGGCAGAGACUUAUGGUGGCAGGAUGUGAUUCCUAAAUAUUCAAAGAGUUGUGACGUGGAAUGGGUUGAUGCUGAGGAUCCACUAUUUUUGCUUUACACAAGUGGGAGUGUUGGAAAGCCUAAGGGAGUCGUUCAUACAACAGGUGGAUACAUGGUGUACGUCGGUACUACUUUCAAAUAUGUUUUCGACUAUAAACCUUCUGAUAUUUACUGGUCCACGGCUGAUUGUGGUUGGGCUGCGGGGCACGGCUAUGUGACGUACGGACCAUUGCUUAAUGGAGCCACUGUCGUUAUUUAUGAAGGGGUUCCAAAUUAUCCAAAUUCAGGGAGGUGUUGGGAAAUAGUGGAUAAAUAUAAGGUCUCCAUUUUCUUCACUGCUCCCACUUUGCUGCGUUCUCUCAUGCGUGAUGGGGACAAGCAUGUUAAGCGUUACUCUCGAAAAUCUCUACGGGUGCUUGGAAGUGCAGGCGAGCCGAUUAAUCCAGCUACAUGGAGGUGGUUUUACGAGGUGGUGGGUGACUCACGGUGUCCUAUUUCGGACACGUGGUGGCAAACCGAGACGGGUGCCGCUAUGAUUACUCCAAUUCCAGGGGCAUGGCCACUGAAGCCUGGUUCUGCUACUUUCCCAUUCUUUGGAGUUCAGGCCGUGAUCGUGGAUGAAGAAGGGAAUGAAAUAGAAGGAGAAGGCAAAGGGUAUUUAUGUAUAAAAGGGUCAUGGCCAGGGGCAUUAAGGACACUUUACCGAGAUCAUGACAGAUAUGAAACCACAUAUUUCAAGCCAUUUCCUGGAUAUUAUUUCACUGGUGAUGGUUGUACAAGAGAUAAAGACGGAUAUUUUUGGAUUACUGGAAGAGUCGAUGAUGUUCUUAAUGUUAGCGGACAUCGAAUCGGGACAGCAGAAGUGGAAUCUGCGUUAGUUUCACACCCUCAUUGUGCAGAAGCAGCAGUGAUCGGCAUCGAUCACGAGGUUAAAGGCCAGAGCAUUUGGGCAUUUGUUACGCUCGUAGAGGGAGUUCCUCAAAGUGAAGAGCUCCGAGAGAGCCUAAUACAAACCAUUCGAACACAGAUUGGAGCGUUUGCAGCACCUGAUAAGAUCCAUUACACAAAUGAGCUCCCAAAAACAAGGAGUGGAAAGAUAAUGAGAAGAGUUCUGAGAAAGAUUGCCUCCAAGCAAUUGGAUGAGAUUGGAGAUACCUCAACGCUUGCAGACCCUGUUGUCUUGGAUCAACUUAUUGCACUCGUUCAUUCUUGAGUGACCCGUCAAUAAAAAUGACUUCGAAAAAAGCUCGAUCUGAUUUUCUUGUAUAAAUCUUUCGGCUAGGUGGUUUUAUUCAUGGACUUAAACGUUCACAAAACUCUUUUAAAAAAAUGUAUACGUCAUGAUCUGACCUAAGGGUUACAAUUUAAAUGAAGAGUACGACUACUCUGAUGGCACGUAUAGGGAUGUCGGUAUCAUUUUGGCUAGAGUAUUUAAAACUAGUCAAUAAGUACUAUUUUAUGUAUGUGUAUGUGUGUUGUUGGAAGAAAGUCCC